UCCUGAAAUCGAACAGUCUGACUGAAUAACUGAAAAGACUUUCAACAUAACAAGUAUAUAUAAAGCUGCAUCCUGACGAGAGAACAAAGUCAUAUUCCAACAGAAUGAAGAUCUCUGUGAGUUUUACCUUUUUGCUGCUGGUCAGCGCUGUCCCUACAAGUGACAGUGUUGAUUCAGCUCCAGACAUCUACGCUGAGCUGAGAGAGAUCACCGCCUCGUUGGCUCAACUGAAGGCAGACAUGACGCUGCAGACUCAAGGUCAAGCAGGGCUGAAGGCUGAAGUGGACACGCUGAAACAACAACUGAAAGUCCGACAGGUUGCAUUCUCAGCUGCUUUGCUGAGUGAAGGCCAAUCAGUAACUAUUGGACCCUAUCCCACCGACACUCCCCUGAUCUUCAAAAAUGUCCGCACCAACAUCGGAAAUGCCUACAACCCAACCACAGGUAUUUUCACUGCCCCGGUGAGAGGAGCUUACCACUUUGAGUGGUGGCUCGCUGUAAAUGUCGACAUCGCCCGUGCUGCAGGUGCUGUGUUGUUCAAGAACUCAGAGAAGAUUUUCAUGUCAUGGGGGCAACACGGUGUUUCUAAUGGUGCCACACUGUUGCUGGAGGUGGGAGACAAUGUGUUUAUGCGUCUGGUGGGUAACACUGUCGUGAUAGACAACAAUGAUCACGGCACCACCUUCAGUGGGUUUAUGCUGUUCCCCAUGUAAGACAGAAACAGCAGCUCUGUGAUAGUCACACAGGUUGUUGUUGUCUGAAACAAGUCUUCUUCUGUAUCUUGUUUCUGUCAUUUUAAUCAAAUAAACAUAUAUCAUUAC
Perca flavescens (yellow perch) is the source of this 821-nucleotide messenger RNA. RefSeq names its product complement C1q-like protein 2. The record is from RefSeq and is a predicted model, not a curated record. Bases 105 to 713 code for a protein of 202 amino acids. The transcript is spliced from 4 exons. Gene Ontology annotation, molecular function: protein binding. Lineage: Eukaryota; Metazoa; Chordata; Actinopteri; Perciformes; Percidae.